Molecule: messenger RNA, 2934 nt
Organism: Dunckerocampus dactyliophorus (ringed pipefish)
Lineage: Eukaryota; Metazoa; Chordata; Actinopteri; Syngnathiformes; Syngnathidae
Gene: pno1
Product: partner of NOB1 homolog
Exons: 7
Coding region: 87-821 (244 amino acids)
Cellular component (GO): nucleolus
Molecular function (GO): RNA binding
Source: RefSeq, a predicted model, not a curated record
ACACGAGGAUAGCCACAUACCUGUGUUCACAUUCUCGAUAAGUUUUUCCCCAUUUUAUUUGGUCUUUUUGAGUUAAUUUUGACAAAAUGGAAACGGCGACAACUACAGAAAUGGACGCUAGCACAGAUAUACAGAAUGACGCCGACUCCUUUGUUAAAGUGAAGUCUAAAAAGAGCCAAAAGCGGAAACGUGAUCCAGCAGACAUGGACACAGAAGGACCAGCUGCUCGCAAGAGGCCACAGUUUCCACCUAUUUCUGCAGAAAAACUAAGGGGGGCGGAUCAGAUGCGUAAGGUGGCUGUCCCUGCCCACAGGUACACCCCACUGAAGGACAACUGGAUGAAGAUCUACUCCCCCAUCGUGGAAAACCUGCAUCUUCAAGUUAGAUUUAACCUCAAAACACGACAUGUUGAAAUUAAAACAUGCAAAGAGACACAGGACAUCAGCUCACUCACCAAAGCAGCAGAUUUUGUUAAAGCCUUCGUUCUGGGAUUCCAGGUAGAAGAUGCGCUGGCCCUCAUCAGACUAGACGAGCUCUUUCUCGAAACCUUUGAUGUCACAGACGUGAAACCACUGAAAGGAGACCACUUGUCCAGAGCCAUUGGAAGAAUCGCAGGCAAAGGAGGAAAAACUAAAUUCACCAUCGAGAACGUCACAAAGACUCGCAUCGUCUUGGCAGAAACAAAAGUGCACAUAUUGGGCUCUUUUCAAAACAUCAAGAUGGCCCGAACAGCCAUUUGUAACCUCAUCCUAGGAAGUCCGCCUUCUAAGGUCUACGGCAACAUCAGAGUGGUCGCUAGUCGAGCUGCUGAGAGAUUCUGAAGUGUGAUUGGUUGCAGUGUUUUAAUGUCCUCCAUCAUUGGCUGAUGAAGUUCAUACUGUUGAUUAUUGAGGGCAUAACGCCAGAUGAGGGAUUGAUCAACAUUCUGUGUGAUUUUUGUGUAAAUAUGAUAAAUACAAAUCAUCACUAGAGUGUUUUGUUUGAGAAGUGCCUCAUGUUGGUAUAAUAUUAGAAACAGUUAUGAGUAAGAUACAACACAGCCGAAUUACCAGCCUAUAAUAAACACAGUGUUAAAUGAAUAGUUCGCACAGGUCGAUGAACAGUGAGCGCUGUGUUUUCCUAAAGACAAGUCAUUUCUGUGUGGGGCUUUGGAUCAGAGGUGUCUGAACUUCUUCCAUGCAAGGGCCACUUUGUUUUUUUUAUAAAGCUAAGACUUUUCCAAAAAUUACAACUUAGUUUUUCAUACUAAGAUUUUUCCUCAUAACAUGUUUGUCUUGCUACACUACAACUUUUUUCUCUCCAUGUUUUGACUUUACUCUUGUAAAAUCACUCUUGAUUUUUCCAUUUUUGCUGGGGUAAAAUUUUUUUUUUUUUGUUACAUUGUACUUUUAGAAUUUGCUACGUUCCCCAAACAGCCUCUGGGCCGCACUUUGGACACCCCUGCUUUAGGUCACAGUGCAAGUGUCCCUAAAGAGUGGCCCACACCCGAAACCAACAAUUUUUUUGCAUUUUGCUAAAAAAACAAAACAAAAAAAAAAAAAAACACAAAGGCACAACUAACCUCAACAAGUUUAUUUAAAUUGUAUUUCAUUAUUUUCAUACAGUAUCAAGUUUCCAACAGUCCCACAGCAUAAUAUGCAGCAUGCAGAAAAAGAGGGGGGUAAAAACCUUAAAUAUACCAUCUGAUAAACUUCCCCCCCCAUACACACACAAACAAAAAAGAACCCAAGUCCCUCAGAAAAAGAAGCACUUACAAACUAAAGCGCAGUCUGAACUAUAGAGAACAGCUGCAUAGAAAAUAUACAAAACAAUAAAAUAAAAACUGUCCCCUUUAAUAAGCUUGAGUACUGUGUGUGUGUGGCCAUCUGAGACAGGAUCAGAUAUGCAACUGUUUGAAAUAGAAGCAUGUGGCUGACCCGGCAAGAGGAAUACAAAAUAAAAAUUACUACACAUAAGUUGAGUUCAUUUGGAUUACCUCUCAUGUACAUUGACCAAACGUUUGGCAACAUCCGUCGUGUGGACCAGUAAAUUCUUAAAUAUAUUCACAUCACCAUUCAUGUGUAAACAAGAGGAUUAGUUCAAACAUGUUGAUCUACAUGCACAACAAAAAAAAAAUUGAAUAAAAUAAAAAAUUCCAUGUCAUGCAAGCACAGGGAGGCCAAAGCCGUGCAGUGCAGAGCUUUGGGAGUUUGGGACAAAGGUGGAGGGGUGGGGGGUGUUCCAGUUUCACAUCCCGACUGAAAAAAAGUCCUGUUGAGAGCAGCAGCGGUGGUCCGCCUCUAUCUUCUCAAGUAGGAAGCGCUUUUCCCUUGCAAGACUAAAAAUGUCUUUUUUUUGUUUGUUUGUUUGUUUUCUCCCUGCUUGCUCAUCGCCGGAUGAAGUGAUGGGAAGUUUCAAAAAUGAAAUGCCAAGACUUUAAAAACAGCAUCCAGCCUAUGCCAUCCAGAUUUGUGAAAAGGUUCCAAAACACUGCCAGCAAGAAGUCUGCUUCACGGCUAAAUACUCAUUCCAGUGACGACAAAACCCUUAAAAUUGUGUUAUGUGCAUGCUUGCGUAUUUCGAAGCUAGUUUGUUCCAAGAAAAAGAGUCGAAUAAAGCUCUCGAUGGAGCAUGGUGGGUGGUAACUUUAUGUGUGUGUGGAUAUGUUCUGCUUGGCACUUCAUACCCUAAGUAGCUAGUUCUGCACUGUCAAGUCAGGUGUGAAUGAAUGUAAAAAAAAAACAAAAUAAAUAUCAAACAAACAAAACAAAAAAGAGCUCAUCUUCUCCUCAUCCAAAAUGUCUUUCAGGUCCGUUUUAAUAUUUUUUUUGUUUUUUUAAAAGUGACUGGUAGCUCUUCACUUAACACUUGAGCAAGGCUAUUCCCAGUCGCAGGGCAACAGAAAGAGAGAGAUCAUUCUUCUGCCGAUGGAAUAUGAAGCGUUUUUUUGUUGAG